Messenger RNA from Fusarium proliferatum ET1, 1812 nucleotides. RefSeq lists its product as uncharacterized. The coding region runs from base 1 to 1812 and encodes 603 amino acids. The transcript has a single exon. Lineage: Eukaryota; Fungi; Ascomycota; Sordariomycetes; Hypocreales; Nectriaceae. Gene Ontology annotation, molecular function: oxidoreductase activity, acting on the CH-OH group of donors, NAD or NADP as acceptor; NAD+ binding. Gene Ontology annotation, biological process: fatty acid metabolic process. The record is from RefSeq and is a predicted model, not a curated record.
AUGGGCGCUUUCACUGUCCCUUCAACCGAAGGUCGCACUGUCGCCAUACUUGGUGGUGGAGUUCUCGGCCGCCGAAUCGCUUGCGGUUGGGCUGCAAGCGGAUUUGACGUUAUCAUCCGCGACCCUAGCCCUGAACAAAGGGCCGCCGCUGUGGAAUACUGCAAGUCCAACAUGUCCCAGUACUCAGACUCUGAGACCAGAGGUUUUGUAGUAGCCGUUCACGAACUUGCUGAGGCUGUUUCCAAGGCAUGGCUCGUCAUUGAAGCUGUCCCCGAGAAACUUCCUCUCAAGAUAUCAACUUUUGCAGAUUUGGAGAAGCUCUCACCCCACGACACUAUCCUGGCCAGCAACUCGUCGUCCUACAAGUCAAGGGAGAUGAUCGAGGGUCUCAAACCAGAGACGAAACGACGCGUUCUGAACAUGCACUAUUACAUGCCGCCAGACUACCGUGUCGUUGAGCUCAUGACGAACGGCGAGACUGACGAGAGCAUCUUUCCGUUCUUGUAUGAGAAACUCGAGGAAAUCAAGUUUCAUCCUUACAUCGCACGCAAGGAGUCAACUGGCUUCAUCUACAAUCGUCUCUGGGCAGCCAUCAAGCGUGAGGUUUUGAACAUCCUCGCUGAAGAAGUCUCUACCCCAGAGGAGAUCGAUAAGCUCUGGAAGCAGAUGUGGUACGCGAAAGAGAAUGGACCUGUUGCCAUGAUGGACGUUGUUGGUCUCGAUACAGUGUCUUUCAUUGAGCAGCACUACAUUGCUGAGCGUGGCCUGCCUGAUACACCAGUCAAGUUUCUUCAGAAGUACAUUGAUGAAGGCAGGUUGGGAGCCAAGUCUGACAAAGGCGGGUUGCUCCCUCCAAAGAAGCUUAUCAAAUCAGAUCACAAGUCCUCACUCUUCUUCCUAGACAUUGGCUUGUCAAGCGGGAAUGCUAAAGGCUAUGCUUCGGCUGGUCGUGUUUUGGUUGGCUCCAGUGAUGGAAGCUCAAUGAAGACUCUGGUCUCAGGCCAGCGGUUGCCUGAUGGUAUAGACAUAUCUAAGUCUGCCGGAAAGCUCUUCUGGACUUGCAUGGGCAACCCUUCGGCCAACGACGGUGCUAUACUCAGCUGCAACCUCGAUGGUACAGACCUGAAGGAGAUUGUCCCUCAAGGAUCGGUUCAUACGCCAAAGCAACUGACCGUCGAUAAUACAAACUCGAAGUUGUACUUUGCUGAUCGUGAGGGAAUGAGAAUAAUGAGGUGUAACUUCGAUGGCUCUGAGCUGCAAGUCUUGGUGAAGACUGGCAACUGGCAAGUAGAUUCGCAAAUGCUAGACCCUACGAGGUGGUGUGUCGGUGUGACAAUAUCACCUGCCACCGGUAAGUUUUACUGGACGCAGAAGGGACCAUCCAAGGGAGGCAAGGGCCGUAUUCUUCAAGCAAACAUCCACUUCCGACCAGGCGAGGAUGCACAGAGCAGGACAGACAUCGAGGUCCUGUUACAGGGUUUGCCAGAGCCAAUUGAUUUGGAGGUCGAUGAGGAUGAGAACGUCCUCUACUGGACGGAUCGAGGCGAACUACCAGAUGGCAAUACCAUCAACCGCGCCAAGCUCGAUGGACUUACAAAGUUGACUCACGAUGGCGCAAGCAAGCCUGGCACUGACUACGAGGUUGUUGCUCGGGGAUUACACGAGGCUAUUGGCAUCAAGCUGGACUCGAAGAACCGUCGUAUCUUCGCCACAGACUUAGGAGGCUCGGUGUACCAAUUUGACAUAGAUGGAGGUAACAAGAAGAAGGUGUAUGAAGGAUCUGGGGCGUUUGUGGGUAUCACUGUGGCAUAG